AUGCAAUCUGUCACUAAGAUCGAGAAUCUGCGCGAGUCGUUUGCCGAGGAGGCGCUAAGAAGUGCCGUCGGCGCACCAGUGAGUCUUUCCUUUCCAGUCAACCGUAUAACUGUUCACUUUCAGAUUCUUCCCGCUGUCUACCGGAGCAUGAUGGCAAAUGAGGAGUUUGUCUGCAAGACAGACUUGUUUGCAUUCAUCAAGAAGUGGGUGUUCACCAACCACAAUGAAGUGGUAAGUAGAAGACUUUUGUGAACGUCAAAUUCUAAAAUAAUUUUGAUUUCAGAACGUUGCGUACGCGAAAUGCGCAGUCAUGCUCUUCGAACGUCUGAAAGAGAAGGAGCUGUCAUCGUAUGCCGAGUUUGUUCCGAUCAACGACAAACGCGUUGUGAGCCUGGGACAGGAUUUGGCAAGAUCUACAAGACAGUCAAGAACGUGAACAGCCGAUCGAAGGACGAAAGAGUCUACCACGUCGACGGACUCGGCGCCGUUCUCGACCAUUUCGCGACGUUGUUCCCAGGAUGUGAGCCCGAAGAGUUCCAAAUGGUGUCGGGAGUUCUCUCGUACUGCUACCAGACGGAAGGCUCAUUUGACUCUCGGCAAUUUAUGGAGACCUAUUACUACCUGCACGAUCUGUUUGAGAGCAUUGAGAGACUCGUUCAGAUGCGGCGGGAGAUCUUUUGCCCAUUCGAACCAAAGGUAAUCAUAAAGUUAGACAACAGUAAUUAGAAGAAUACUUUCAGAAGAACAAUGAGCUCCCACUCACUCUUCGAGUCUUCGAGGACAAUAAAAGACACUUUUUAAUGGCUUCGGAGUUCGUGAGAGUUGUAUCAAUCAAGAGAGGAGAAGAGCCAACCGAAGAGAGAUCCCUGUCGAUUGUGGAAUUUGAUCAUUUGUUCUUAAAGCAUUUUCCAGAAGUGGAAGUGAGUUCCACGAUCAUUUUUCGCAAAUCGUAAUCCGCCUCGUUUCAGUUGAUCGUAACGCCAAUCAAGAGAGAGAAUAAUGCGGCCGUGACGACGUUGUCCUCUUUUGGAAUGCCGUGCAUCCUUGCCGCUGACGUUCUCAUUCAAAUUGUGAAAAGUCUGAUUUUCGGGCACAAGGUCUUCCAAAAGAUUCAGAAGAGUGAAUGGCCCGUUGUGGAGGAGCUGCUCAACACACUCGCUGAAACAUUUUUCCUGUGCAAUCACGUUAGUUGAUUUCCUUUCAUUAUCAAAACAAUGUUAACCUUUUCAGCCGGAUGCUUACUUCCUUGAACAGGAAGACUCCAGUACUGCAAAUGAAUUGGUGUACAAUUACUUAUACAAGUACAUCGAUCGUUCUGCGGAAGACUUCCGGAGCGUCGGAUCGAAUGGCUUCACGAUGCGCGAUCUCACCGACGAACUCAACCGGCUGGGACUAGUCAAUCUCUUUCCGGAGAUCACCGACUACGUCCGCUUCGCCUACACUCAGGCCAUGAAGAACAAGAAAAACAGGUUCCUGCUGAAGUUGGAUCUCGUCGACGCUGUCGAACACUGCCAACUCCUAUGCCUCUUCAAUCGGUUCCCAAACGUGAGUGAUAAGCUUCAAUUCUUUAAAACCCCCCAAUUUCCUUUCAGCUCGUCAAAUUUCUUCAUGUCCACAAAUCCUGCGAUUUCUUGGACGGCCUUCGCUGUCCCCACUGUGAUGAGAAGAAGCCGGUUCGGAAAGUGAAGGCUGCCAAACAAAGACUGCUAAAACGAAAAGAAGAAGAGCAUAACGUUUUGAAAACGAAAAGAACGAAGAAAGUGGAGCGGCCGGUGGAACAAUCGGAACAAGUUGAGAAGGAUCCGUCUCCAACGAGUCCUGAUCAGAAGCAGAAGACUCCGGAAUCAGUCGAAGCCGCCCCCGCACUCCCGCCUCCGAAGAGCCCUCAACAGCCCGAAUCGAAGGUGUGCGAGAAGUGCAAGAGAACAAGUGAUCGGUGUGAGAAAGUGAAGGAAAAGCUGAAGAAAUCGGAGAAGAACAACGAGGAAUUGAAGACGGCACUGCGGAAAACGGAGAGAGAACUACAGGAAAAGGAUCAGAAGCUGGAAGAGAUGGAGAAGAAGAUGCGGGAGAUGGAAGAGUGAGUUCGAGCAUACAUUCAGUCACUGAUUUGCUAUCUUUUUCAGGAAACUCGCCGCCCAGACUGAGAUGGUGCAGGAAGCGGAAAAGCUGAAAGGACCGAUGGAGAAGAUGAAAGUGACGAACGUUCAACAGCUGCAGAAGAAGAUGAAGAGGCAAGAGGAGAAAAUAAAAAUGUAAGGAAUGGUGUUUCGAUUCCAGAUGAUAAUUUCAAGUUUUCAGGCUGAACUUAGAGACUACGGCGUUCUCGAUUAAGUGUUUGAAGAAUCAACAGUUGAUCGAUCGGCUUCUGGCUGAAAGAGAUGCCACUUCUGAAUCCCCGAAGGGACCAGAGCUGACGGAAGAGAUGAAGGAGAUGCUGCACGAAUUGGAAGAGAAAAUUGCCGAGUUGAAGGAGAUGGAUCCAGUUGGCAAAGCCACGGAGAAAUGCAAAUUGUAAGUGUCUAUCGCACACUCCUCAAGUAACCCUUCAUUUCUUACAGAUUGGAAUCACAGGCCGAAAAAGACGCGCUGAAGAAGUUGGCAGCCGAAGAAUUGAAGACGUUCGAAGCGAGGCAUGAAGAAUACAAGAGAGUCCUGCAGGAAAACAUCAAAAUGAUAAAGGAAAUGAGAUGUGUCGCUCGGGGCCAGUUGCCAGUGCUCCCGCAACUUCCAUCGCUAUCUGCCGAGUUCACGAAAGCGUAUGAAAGGGCCAUGUUCGAAUCGUAUCUGGAGGAGUGCCCGGUCUGUUUGGAAAGGAUGGACCCGACCACGAUGAAACUGGUGAAGUGCACAACUUGCAGGAAAACUUUCCAAGAAGACGUAAGUGAGAAACUCAAUUAACAGUCAAUAUUGUACUGUUUUCAGUGUGUCGAAAAGUGGCAUCAAAGCAGAGGCGAGACCUGCCCCAACUGCCGUGGAUCCAUCUUGGAUUUCGUCGAGCUUCCACUGGCCAAAUAA
Molecule: messenger RNA, 3018 nt
Organism: Caenorhabditis sp. 36 PRJEB53466
Lineage: Eukaryota; Metazoa; Nematoda; Chromadorea; Rhabditida; Rhabditidae
Source: the annotation of a GenBank genome assembly